AUGUGGUUCGAGGAGAGUAGUUGGUCGAAUCUCCGUCUCACCGACAUGGGACACGUCGAAGAAUGGAGAGAUUUGUGGCCGACGAAAAUCGAGUUCAUCGUCUCGGCGAUGGCUUAUCUAUUCGCAAUGACCAACUUUUUGAAUUUACCCAAAUUGAUACUAGAUAAUGGAGGUGUUGCCUUUGCCGCCGCGUACGCCGCCGUCGUCGGAAUCCUCUGUAUGCCCACGAUGAUAAUGGAGAUGUCGAUUGGACAAGUCACCGGAAGAGCACCGGUUCUCGCAUUCUAUCAUCUUUUCCCUGUGUUUAAAGGAAUCGGUGUCGCCCAAAUCCUGUUCACCCUCGUCGUACUGGCAUGUAUGACCAAAUUCCUGUCAACUCUCUGCCUUUUCCUCUACUAUUUCACCUGGACCAUUACCGUCCACCGCGAAGGACUCCCAUGGCUCAACUGCAAACAAUUUCCCGAAUUUGUGUCCCAUCCGUGUCGGGAGGCCGGAUCGAUUACCAACAUCACACAAAUCAAUAAUCGAUUGAAUACGAUCCAAGCGGAAAGCUCAAUGAUGCAGUUUUUGUUAACCCUGGAACGCCCGAGUGAAUCGAUAGCCGACUUCAAAGACUUCCAAUACAGUAUCCUGAUAUCUCAGGGAGCCAUCUGGUUGGGAGUAUUCAUUUGUAUUUGUUUCGGUGUCCGAUGGGUCGGAAAACCCAUUUCCGUCUGUCUAAUGCUCGCAUUCGCCACUCUCCUCGUCUUCUUCCUUCGUUCGGCAACUCUAGGCGGUGUGACUGAAAUUCUGGAAAUCUACUGGAAGGCGACCGAUUGGGAGAGACUUUACGACUAUCGGGUAUGGCGAUUGGCUGUGGAACAAGCGAUUCUUGGAACGGGUAUUGGAUAUGGUGCAUUCAUUACGAUGAGCAGUUAUAUGAAGAGACACAAUAAUCUUGUCACUGACUCAAUCUUCCUCUCCCUAUGGCACCUCAUCAUCACAUUCGUCCAAACGAUGUCAGUCAUCUGUAUCGUCGGUUUUCUCUCCCAAAAACUCGGAAUCCAUCCAUCGGAACUUCUGGAGACUGGCGAAGAUCAAAUGUGGUAUAUGUUGGCGUACGUCUCGUAUCUUCCCAGAUUGUGGUCAGCCAUCCUACUCGGCGUCUCAAUUUGCACAAUGUUCUCUGUCAUUGUAAUCCUCGCCCUGUCUGUCCUCUCGACAGUCGAAGAUUCAUUCGGUGCCAACUGGUCAAAGUGUUGUCGACGCUUCAUGUUGGCUCUGUUCGUCUGCGCAUUUUGCUACGGACUUACAGUAUACUUUGCCACGCAGGCGGGACGACAUGCUUACGAGUUGGCGACUCGUAGUAUCAAAUAUUGCACCAUUUACUUCAUUUUGACAGCGGAAUUGUUUGCGACCGCAUGGUUUUAUUGCGCCCACAAACUCGGUCGUGACCUUCACUCAAUGAUGAAAUCCAAGUGUUGCUCAUGUUUCGGUCACUUCUUCCUCUACUUCACAUAUCUUCUGCCAAUCCUUCCAGCCGGUGUCGCAUUCCUCAACGCGAUGGAUUACAAGUUCACCUCGUUCUCCGCCCCGAUUCAUGAGUGGAAAUACUCGGAAUACGUGGGAAUCGCCAUCGCAAUGGUCCCUCUUCUACCCAUCCCAUUGUACUUCUUCAUGACGAUUCUAUGCGCGUGUUGUUGUAAAGGAAAGAAUCAUCAGAAGACGUGCAAGAGAAUCCGCGGCGUGUUUGGCUCCCGCCUCCAGAAUCAACAUCACCAACGAAACGAAAAGUCGCAACCGAUUCCUCGCUACACAUCGAACGCUCCCGGCUACUUGUUGCUCCCGCAGGCUCCGCUCGCCGAACCCGAAAUUUAUGCUUAA
Messenger RNA from Caenorhabditis remanei, 1863 nucleotides. RefSeq lists its product as uncharacterized. The record is from RefSeq and is a predicted model, not a curated record. Gene Ontology annotation, biological process: sodium ion transmembrane transport. Lineage: Eukaryota; Metazoa; Nematoda; Chromadorea; Rhabditida; Rhabditidae. The coding region runs from base 1 to 1863 and encodes 620 amino acids. The transcript is spliced from 7 exons. Gene Ontology annotation, cellular component: membrane.